AAUCUUAAUCAUGCAGCAAAAAUCUGUGUGAAGUAACGAAUUCUAUCAUGUUCGAUGAUAAAAAUCACGCAGAGCUAACGGAUGCUGAAGCUGAAUUAUACGAUCGGCAAAUUCGUCUAUGGGGUCUGGAAUCGCAAAAACGAUUAAGAUCAGCAAAAGUAUUAUUGAUAGGACUUGGUGGAUUUGGUGCUGAAAUAGCAAAAAAUGUUAUAUUAGCAGGCGUUAAAACAAUUACCCUUUUAGAUCACAGAAAUAUGACAAUAGAAGAUACUUGUUCCCAGUUUUUUAUACCUAAUGAUCAGAUUGGUAAAAAUAAAGCAGAAGCAUCUUUACAAAGAACUCAGAAUUUGAAUCCUAUGGUCAAUGUAGAAGCAGAUUCUACCAAUAUAGAUGAUAAACCGGAUGAAUAUUUUAGUAAUUUCAAUGUUAUCUGUGCUACUCAGUGUACUAUUACUCAAUUAAAAAGACUUAAUAAAAUAUGUAGACAGCAUAAGAUAAAAUUCUUUGCUGGAGAUGUUUGGGGUACUUUUGGAUAUACUUUUGCUGAUUUGGAUGAACAUGAAUAUGUUGAGGAUAUUGUGCAAACUAAACCAGUAAAUGCUGAAGCAGGUGGUGAACCCAAAGGGAAAGAAAAAUUUGAAAAGAUUGUUAUUACUGAAAAACGUAAGGACAAUUUCGUUCCUUUUGAGUCUAUCAUUGAUAUAGAUAAAAGUCGUCUUCCUACAAGAGAAUCAGAAAUGUAUUAUAUGAUGAUGAUAAUGUUGCAUUAUCGUGAGAAGUAUAAGAGUGAUCCUUUACCUAAUGAAAGAGGUUCAGAAAAAUUGAAAACAGAAUCAACAGCCAUUAUAGAAAAAUAUCAACUAGGAGAUAAAAUAAAUUCUUUGAUAGAGGGAGAUUUGUAUGGUCAAAUUAGUCCAAUUUGUGCCAUAGUAGGUGGGGUUAUGUCUCAAGAGAUUAUAAAGGCUGUAUCACAAAAGGAAGCUCCUCAUAAUAAUGUUUUUCUUUUCAAUCCACAGACGUUGUGCGGCAAAAUUUUAAAAUUGGCGUAAUAAUCAUAAGUUGGCACACCAUUUGAUACUACGUGUCGGACAAUCGUUGAAAACAUUAGAAAGGGUGAUGCGGCACCUCUCGCAGAGUUUUACACGAUCGCGUGACGACUCGAGAAACACGUUAAAUAAUGUAAGAGACUCGUUGGUACUUCCCGUGACUCAGAUACUCGAUUAAAUGGAAGAAAAUUUUGGAACGAUUAGAUACGUAACUGAAAGUGCGACGGAGAGAAAGAAUAAGAGAACGUAAGAGAGACGGGGAUAGGAUCGCUCGAUUCUACGGUACUUUCGUACGUAAAACGAGAGCGCAAUGGUUUUGACAUGAAGUGCGCGCGGGGGAGGAGUGUCAGAAGGGUAGACCACCAUUCCAUAAUCCAUUGUGUCCAGUGCCAAUUAAACGGUGCUGCCAUGCGUAUGGUCAGGAGCUAACCGGCCGUUCUCAACACGGUCACGGAUCUCCGCACUCACACGAGCUCAAGUUUGACGAAGAGAUGGUGGAAGAGGAAGAGGAGGAGGAAUACCCGAAGAGGAGGAUCCGGAGGAAGAGGAGAAUCACUGAUUGGGGAGCAUCUGGAUCUCUGGACGUACCGGCAAUUACCGGACCGAGUUACCUAUAAGCGUUCUACAGCUUCGCGUUCUUGCAACUGGCAAGCUAUACAUGAAUAUAUGUUGCUCAUACGUAUAGAGAGAGAGAGAGUGAGAGGGUGAGAAAGAGGGUGAGGGAAAGAUGAUUUCUCCUCUCUCACACAUCCCAUGCGUUAUAAUCAUGCUGGAUUUUCAGUUGUGUGGAACGGAUCGGUAGAAAUUCACUGAUUGGUCUCUGUCUCUUGAUUCAGGAUACUAUUGCUUCCUACGUAUAUACAUAUCUACUAUCAGAUUCUAUCUCUAUCUAUAUAUCUGAACGUUUCUCUCUCUCUAUCUCUUUCUUGCUCACACGUUACCAAGUCCUGUGGCUCCUCCUCCUCCUCUUCCUUCUCCUUCUAUUCCUCCUCGGCCCUACUACUACCGUACUACUACUGCGGUUUACCCAUCUUGUUUCCGGCACACCUGUGUACGUACCUUAACGUCUCUAUUCCGGUUUUAGAUGAGAGAAUCGGAAUAUCGGAGGAUAUCGUCUACCGAAGCUUAUUGUCUUCGGCUUGUUACUCGUCGUCGUCUCUGCGGUCACACAAACGAUCAUCUAUCUCUCAUUGAAUUUAAAUUUAAUUUAAUUGAUCUAUCAUCCUUCGUACAAAAGUAUUUUACUUUAUCUACAUGUAAUAAACACGUAUGUAUGUAUGUAUGUAUCUAUAUAUGUAUGUAUAUAUGUAUGUAUGAAUGUAUGUUUGCGUGUAUAUGCUUAUAUACUUACAUACAUAUAGGUAGCUAAAUUUUCCUUUUUCAACAAUAUUCAUUUGGAAUAACAGUUACGUUGGUUGUGGUUUUAUUUUAAAUAUGAAAUGGCGAAAAGGAAAUAUUUUCGUAAAUUUAUUCGAGCGUAUUCUCUCACCGACAUUGUAUUGAAUACCGUGGUGAUCUUGCCGCUUGGCUGGAAGUUCAAACGAGGGUUGUACAGCGUUCGAGCUCUCGUUUCUCCGCUGACACGAUUACUCCAUUCAUUGCGGCUAACAUAUUACGGUAAGAUCCGUAGCGCAGGGUGUGUCGCACGGUCGCGACGAAUGUAAUCGUGAUAUCUGUGUUUGCUAAUGUUAAUUCAACGUGCCACUGGUAUUAACCCUUUACCGCGUGAAUUAUUUUCAAUGUUUUCCUCUCCCUAUACUAAUAUAUCUACAUAUAUCAAUUAAUU
Vespa mandarinia (Asian giant hornet) is the source of this 2832-nucleotide messenger RNA. RefSeq names its product SUMO1 activating enzyme subunit 1 (gene Aos1). Gene Ontology annotation, biological process: protein sumoylation. NCBI's taxonomy places the organism in Eukaryota, Metazoa, Arthropoda, Insecta, Hymenoptera, Vespidae. Gene Ontology annotation, molecular function: SUMO activating enzyme activity. The record is from RefSeq and is a predicted model, not a curated record. Gene Ontology annotation, cellular component: SUMO activating enzyme complex; cytoplasm.